Malurus melanocephalus (red-backed fairy wren) is the source of this 3940-nucleotide messenger RNA. Its product is annotated as interferon-like. Bases 2889 to 3662 code for a protein of 257 amino acids. Gene Ontology annotation, molecular function: type I interferon receptor binding; cytokine activity. Lineage: Eukaryota; Metazoa; Chordata; Aves; Passeriformes; Maluridae. Gene Ontology annotation, biological process: positive regulation of peptidyl-serine phosphorylation of STAT protein; T cell activation involved in immune response; defense response. The record is from RefSeq and is a predicted model, not a curated record. The transcript has a single exon. Gene Ontology annotation, cellular component: extracellular region.
GUUUGGGUGGAAGCUGACCUUAUGUCAUGGAGCAGAACUGAAAAUUUACCUGAAUCCUCAAGCUAAAAAUAAACCUAGUUUAUAUAGACACUUUCCAUAUUAUAUACAAAUAUUUAAUCUCUUAAUAGUAAGUUAAAGACAAUGACUAAGUGGUUUUCCUCACAGCUCCCAGCUCUGAGCUCAUUUUCCAGGGAGACUGCCUGAGAACUGACUAUUGUGGGUCAAAGGCAUGGGGUCAGGCCAGGACUGUAAUCACAACAUGGAUGUAACUCUAAGGGUUUUGCUCUUGUACCAUGCCCUGUUUUCUACAAGUGGAAAUGUCAGCUUGGAAAACAGCAAAAAACAUUAAAAGAGAGAAAAAUAGUUACUAUUGGAUCACUGGAAAAUUUAUUUAAACUACUUUAGAGAAGACCUGAGAUCAGCAGUCUCUGAAGUGGGACAUACAUCACAAUCCAUUGAGGUAGGAUUGUGGGGCAGGAAGAAAAUGGAUUUGGUACCUUUGUUAAAUACAACUUAGAAAAUUUUUAAAUAGUAUUUGYUUAACCUUUCUCUUCUUUUUCUCAGUUUUAUUUUUGCGUAUAUUUUAUAACAUAUAUAUUAGUACAGGGAUAUAUGUAUAUAAUUCAGAAAAAAAGUAUUGAAGGUGAGUGCUCACACGUUUUCUACUGAUGGGAUGCAUGAUAAAAAUGGUGGAAACCACUGCCUUAGAUUAUUCUUCUAGAUACUCCAAAAAAGGUAAGCACUACUAGAARGCUUGCACUCUGAAAUGACAAGGACAUGCUAGCAAAACGGAAGCAGUAUUUUGACUUCAGUUUGGGAGAAAAGGCAGGAUGUUUGCCCUUCUGCCUCCAGGUGAACUCUGCCUGUGGGUCUGGUUYUCUAUUUCUGUCCUCCUAAUUUUCAUAUUCUACUCCUUACCACCCUCAAUUCAGAAAGAGAUAAUGUUUUAAGCAGUAAAGCAUCCAUUUCCACACAUUCUCAAACACUAGAAAAGUCUCUUGCUAUGUCAUACCCCUCUCUGCAAAUGCCAGAACACCUCAAAUGUUUUCUCAGAGCUGACAGCACUCUCCACCUUGUUCCACCUCCGUGCAUCACUUCCCUGUCUCCUACACUCAAUCCUCCAUCACUGAAUGUGAAACCAUGUGGCAAAGUUUUAGUAUUGCAGGUGCUUUCUGUAACUUGCAAUGAUGCUUUUAUUUCAUCAACCUUUCCUUCCCUGGUAACUCCCCCUUAUGAACUCCAGCAUGAAUCACUUGGCAAAACACAACUAAACUCACAUUAAAAGUCUUAGCAGGUUAAAGCAGCAGUCCCAUACAUUUCUGAUGAAAAUGCCAACAGAAAAAGAUUUAGAGAAGAGAUGUGAACGCAAUUCAGCGUGUAUGAACUGACACACUAACAUCUUCCCCCUAUACACACUGGACAAAAUGCAAUGAAAUCUGUGUGAGAAGAGGGUGUAAGGGCUGCAAUUAUUCUCACUGCACCUCAGUUAGGGGAAAGCCACAUCAGUGCUGAAUAGUUUUGUCCUACAUGUGCAUACACAUAUUCAAACUAAAAACUCGUUAGAAAAUACGAGUGCAAGGUGGUUGGUUAUGUCUUCAGUUCAUGCCUGCCUGAAGGAAAAUAUCAGAGAAGGCACUCUGCUCUUCACACAUCACAGAUAUCUCUUGACCUACAAAGGGAGAAGCUGCCUAAAGCCAAAASUGAAAUACCAGAAAUAGGCUCAAAAAGUGAGGCAAAAAAGGAUGAAACAAAGUGUGAUGAUGAAAUAUAAGUCAUGGAGCAGGUUGCUGAGUACUACACCAGCGGAGGCACUCGUAAGAUCUUUGCAACAGAGGAGACAGCAUACCCCAAUGUAACACACACCAGAAGAAUCCAGACAACAAAAAAACCCACAGUGAGAAUUUACAAUAAAAAUAUGCAGAGUACUUAAUUGGGUUAAAUUUUAAAAAGAACCUCAGGAGAAAAUCCCAGUCUUGCCUUAUCAGCAGUCAUCAGAAUGUUUUACUGCUAGAAAUCACACAGGAAGCAGUGACAACUUUCACUUGGAACUUUGCCCACUUUCACUUUUCCCAUGUAAGUAGACUGGCACGUGAAAUACAAAUAUUCCCACCUAUUCCUGCCCCCCGACCAUCUCAUACUGCCACAUUUUCACAAAAAAAUUCUCAACACAAUUAAAAAAMCCCCAAAUCUAAAAACUAUAAACACUGCAUGAAUAGUGAUGAAAAAUCCAUURUGACAUCUGUAUAUUUAUUUCUGACUACCAGUAUAUCAUGGGUAGUUAACUCUGGAUGCAGGGGAGAUGGCCCCAAAAAAUWCUGCAAUAUGUUUGCAAGAGACAGAAAAAAUCCCUGCACUAACAAAGCUGCAGAUGCCAUAGAACAAAUAAAAAAAUAUUAAAAUAUAUUUAAAAAUAUAAACAGAAUUUUAAAGAGACUGAGAGAUUAACAAUAUUAAUAAGAAACAUACAAAAUAAGAACUAUAUACAAAUAAUAUUAGUGCCUGAAAUAAGAAAAAUGAGGUACUGGUAAGUAGAGAAAUUUUAAAAUAAAAUCCCCCAAAAAGCAACACACAAAACAGAUGAAAAGACAAUCCUGAAACAUCCUCAGCACAGCCACCCAGAAAACAACUUCUGUUACACUUUGAUCUCCUGUAAUAGCAUAGUAGGAGGCUCCCCUGGCAGCAGCCCUGAGAAAGAGUCAACUCCUGUUCUCAUAGCAGGGCCCCCUCCUGGUCAGUGCCAWGCACAACCAAAACCCUCAAGACAAAGCAAAUGAGAAAACAAAAAGUGAAAACGGAAAAAGAAAAAUUAUGUCUAAAAAGACAGGGAUGGUAAUGAUGAUGAUGAAAAGAAAGCAUGGGCACAUAAAGCUGCCCACCAGCAGCACCCCAUGCACAGCAACCACCACCACCGAGCCAGACCAGGCUCCUGCAGCACCCACAGCUCCACCAUGGCCAGACCUGGAUGCCCACAGCCCUGCCUGCGGCACAGCAACCUGGCACUGCUGCUCCUCGCCACGGCUCUGGCCACCGGCCUCCCGUGCCAUCACCUGCCGACCCACGACCCUGGGAAUGCACUCCAGCUUCUCCAGAACAUGGCUUCGAGUACAACAGAGCCCUGCCACCUGCGAGAUGCACCUUUCUUCCCCGACACCCUCCGCCGCAACAACCUCCACCCGCAACAAGCCGCCGCCGCCGCCYUASGCAUCCUCCAGGGCCUCUUCCAGACCCUCAACGACAWCAGCACCCGCCACCACUGGCACACCCAGCCUCGCAACGACCUCCUCAACCAACUCCAGCACCACAUCCACCACCUCGAGCCAUGCCUCCGCAAUAGCACCACGCUCUUCAAGGGACCCCGCAACACGCUGCUCACCAUCAACAAGUACUUCAGGGACAUCCAACGCUUYCUCCAAGCCCACAACCACAGCGCCUGCGCCUGGGACCACGUCCGUAUGGAAGCUCUUGAGUGCUUCAAACAUGUGGACAGACUCAUACGGCAAAUGAAGCACCAGGCUGCUCUGGACCCCACUAAACCCACGGAUACCAAACUCCCAUCCCCAGCCAGCAUGAGAGGUCACAGAUUGAGCGGUGACAGCAGCUCGCCCAGUACCGCUCACGCCUCUCCCAGUCAGAAUCAUGAGCUGAUGGGGAAAUGGGUAUGACUGUGGUGAGACAGGGGCCAGGCUGUGGCACAGCCCACAUACCCAAACCAUAGCCACUGGAGAGGAGGGAAGAGGAAAUCUCUGCGCUGCACACAGCUGCGAGGCAUUGGGGAUAGGSGUGGUACAUACUACCUGUGAAAUAAUCGCUCUCAUCCAGACUGCAACUUCACCUGAUGAACAGCAAGGGGAUCAUGGACGCUGGGGGGGGGGGGAUACUGUGGGACUCGCACGCCAAUCACUGUUUAUCACAAAACUCUGUUUACUUAUUUAAUUGAUUA